Molecule: messenger RNA, 504 nt
Organism: Amorphotheca resinae ATCC 22711
Lineage: Eukaryota; Fungi; Ascomycota; Leotiomycetes; Helotiales; Amorphothecaceae
Exons: 3
Coding region: 1-504 (167 amino acids)
Biological process (GO): positive regulation of nuclear-transcribed mRNA poly(A) tail shortening; transcription initiation at RNA polymerase II promoter; positive regulation of translational initiation
Cellular component (GO): RNA polymerase II, core complex; P-body
Molecular function (GO): single-stranded DNA binding; translation initiation factor binding; single-stranded RNA binding
Source: RefSeq, a predicted model, not a curated record
AUGUUCUUCCUCUACAACCUCGAAAGGCAGGUCACCCUGCAUCCGUCCUACUUCGGCCGAAACAUGCACGAACUAGUGACUGGGAAGCUGUUGAAGGACGUCGAGGGCACAUGUACCGGCCAGUACUACAUCAUCACAAUCAUGGAUACCUUCAAUAUCUCUGAAGGCCGCAUUCUCCCAGGCAGCGGAUUGGCGGAGUUUACGGUUGGAUAUCGGGCUGUGGUGUGGCGACCCUUCAAGGGCGAGACUGUUGACGCCAUUGUCACCUCGGUCAAUCACGUUGGCUUCUUCGCCGAUGCGGGACCCCUCCCACUCUUUGUUUCCGCACAUCUCAUCCCUCCGGACAUCAAGUUCGACCCAAAUGCAACACCCCCUCAGUUCACGAACAAUGAGGACUCGGUCAUCGAGGUGGGAACGCAUGUUCGGGUGAAGUUAAUUGGUACGAGAGCCGAGGUUGGGGCCAUGUAUGCCAUUGCUAGUAUCAAGGAGGAUUACCUUGGGUGA